CCAAAUAAUUUGAAAAAUGAUGACAUAAAUGAAGAUAACAUAUUAAAAAUUUUAAUUGCUAGUGAUAUUCAUUUAGGUUAUGAACAAACAAUUAAAAGAACUCAAGAAAAUGAUAGCUUUCUAGUUUUUGAAGAAAUUUUACAGUAUGCUAAAAGUUACGAAGUUGAUUUUAUACUUCUUGGUGGUGAUUUAUUUCAUGAAGCAAAACCUCCUCCCAAUGUGAUUACACAAUGUAUUAAUUUAUUAAGAUCAUAUUGCUUGAGUGAUAAAUCUGUAAAAAUACAGCUAUUAACAGAUCCAAAAUUGGUUUUUAAUCAUUGUAAUAAUAAAAAUGUUAACUAUGAAGAUCCAAAUAUAAAUGUUGGAAUACCUGUUUUUACAAUUCAUGGAAAUCAUGAUGAUCCAAGUUUUGGUGCUAUUGGAUCUUUAGAUUUACUUGCUGCUACAGGAUUUGUUAAUUAUUUUGGGAAAUGGACAGAUGUUACUCAAGUUUCAAUUGCUCCAAUAUUAAUUUCCAAAGGUAUUACUACUGUAGCUCUCUAUGGAUUAAGUUAUAUGAAUGAUCAAAGAUUAUCCAGAUUAAUGAGAAAUGAAAAAUUUCAUAUGUUAAGAACUAAUGAAAUUCAGGAUCCUUUUAACAUUUUUAUUUUACAUCAAAACAGAGCACCACACAGUUAUAAUUCUUUUAUUCCUGAAAAUUUGUUGCCAGAUUUCUUAGAUCUUGUUAUUUGGGGACAUGAACACGAAUGCCUCAUUAUACCAGAAGAAUCAAAAUUGAAUAGAAAUAUUCAUAUUUGUCAACCAGGUAGUUCUAUAGCAACAUCAUUAACUCUUGGAGAAGCAAUGCCAAAACACGUAGGAAUCUUAAGUAUAUAUAAAAAUAAAUACCAAAUGGAACCUUUAAAAUUGAAAACUGUUAGACCAUUUGUGUUUGAAGAUUUAGUUUUAAAUGAUUAUAAUAAUGAAAUAACAAUAUUUAAAAGUCGUACAGAAGCAGUAGAAGAGUUUAUUGAUAAUUAUAUUGAAAACAAAUUAAUUUCCAAAGUUGCUAAACUACAAACAGGACAUCAAAAUCAGCCAGAAAUACCAUUAAUACGAUUAAGAAUUUUUUAUAGUGAUGAUCAUGAUAUGUUUCAAACUUUGAGGUUAUCACAGAAAUAUUAUCAUGUAGUAGCUAAUCCAAAUGACAUUAUUGUGUUUCAUAAAUGUUCUUCAAAAUUAAGAAAAAAGGACAUACAAAAAUUUGAAAAUCUAGAAUUAAAUGAAAUAACAAAAAUAUUUAAUUUUGAUAAUAAUACAAAAGAUUGGAAACGAAGUAUUCAAGGAGGAAUGACCGAUUAUUUUAAUGAACAUGAUCGAAUCAAUAAACUUACAGUGUUAUCAUUAACAGGUCUCAAUGGAGCAUUAUUAAGAUUUGUAAACACUAAUGAUACAAAAGCAUUUCAUGACUUAGUAAGACAUCAAAUGAAAAAAACUCUUAAUUAUUUGAUACAAAAUAGUUAUAAUGAUAAAAAAGAAGUUGUCAAAGCAAUUCAAGAUUAUCGCAACAUAAGAAUGCAAAAAAAACAAGAAGAAAAAAUGGAGGAACAAAGUUUUUUUAAUGCAAGAUGUGAUAUGGUUGUAAAAUCUAUCAAAAAUGAUUCUUUAUCUGAUAAUAACAAGGAUAAUUUUACUUUAUUAAGAGGAAAGGGAAGAAGACAGGGAACAAAUAAAAGAAAUCAUUCCAAAAUAUAAAGGUGCCCACAAUUUGACAUCAUAAUCAAUGCCUGAAGUAGCAAGCAUUGGCAAAAACGGAUGAGGUUGCAAACAA
Molecule: messenger RNA, 1810 nt
Organism: Ceratosolen solmsi marchali
Lineage: Eukaryota; Metazoa; Arthropoda; Insecta; Hymenoptera; Agaonidae
Gene: mre11
Product: double strand break repair nuclease mre11
Exons: 12
Biological process (GO): mitotic G2 DNA damage checkpoint signaling; telomere maintenance; mitotic intra-S DNA damage checkpoint signaling
Cellular component (GO): site of double-strand break; Mre11 complex; nucleus
Molecular function (GO): single-stranded DNA endonuclease activity; 3'-5'-DNA exonuclease activity; manganese ion binding
Source: RefSeq, a predicted model, not a curated record